Molecule: messenger RNA, 10865 nt
Organism: Oenanthe melanoleuca
Lineage: Eukaryota; Metazoa; Chordata; Aves; Passeriformes; Muscicapidae
Gene: RET
Product: ret proto-oncogene
Exons: 22
Coding region: 348-3842 (1164 amino acids)
Biological process (GO): protein phosphorylation; positive regulation of kinase activity; homophilic cell-cell adhesion
Cellular component (GO): signaling receptor complex; membrane; axon
Molecular function (GO): transmembrane receptor protein tyrosine kinase activity; ATP binding; calcium ion binding
Source: RefSeq, a predicted model, not a curated record
UGCCUUCCUCCAUUGCACUCUAUUUUCUGUGAUUUCUGCAGUAGAUGGUGCUUGUCAUGGACCCAUGUCCUGGUUCCUCUCGCUGAGGGGAUUAUUUAGGCUGCCCUAGCCAAGUACACAUGAAAUCAAGGAUUCCUCCUUGUAAAAGCAAUCUCUGGCUAUGUUUCCUGGAUGAACUAUGUUUCUUCAGUAUACCAUUGCUGACCAUAAAGGACAACAGCUCCAGGAAGAAGGGUGACUACAUAACAUGAAAGACAUGAUCACAGCAGCUGGAACACAGAAGACACUCGUAUUUAGUCCUGGUCUCAUCCAAGUUGGCCAGUUUCUUCCAGACUUUCCUUUGGUUCAUGGAGACUUCCCAACUAUCCUUCUCAGUUCCCUCUUUCAGGAACUUGCAAAAGCCCCACAAACACUUGACACAGCCCGAGAGGCGCCGGCACCGCCGAGGGGACGAGGCGCUUUUUUCCGGCCGGUGGCGGCGGGGCGGCAGCGGACCCGGGAGGAGCGGGGAAGGAGCGGCGAGGAGCAUCCCGGCGCGGGCCGUCCCGUGCCUGCCCGGCUCCGUGCGUGCCACCGCGGCCGGGCCAUGGGCCGGCCCGCCUGAGAGCCCGCGGAGCGGCGGCGGUGCGCCCGGAGCGCCAGGCGGGGCCAGCAGCGCGGGGAAGAUGCGCUCGGCGGCGCGGACAGCCGGCUCCCUCCUGCUCUGCGGGGUGGCCCUGGGUCUGUACUUCCCCAGGAGGGAGUACUUGGAGAAUGUGUACAUUGAUGAGCCAGCAGGAAUGCCCCUCCUGCGCAUCCAUGCCCUGAAGGAUUCACCUGAGGAAGUGGCCCACUUCCAUCUGUGCCAGAAUCUCAUCAUUUCUCGAGGAAGACAUGAAAAUAAUUGGUUCCAAAUCAAAGAAAAAUCAGGAGUUCUCUACCUCAGCAAAAGCCUGGAUAGAGAGGACUUUAACAUGCUGUCUGUUGGAAAUUGGAAGCCAUUACCCAAGGUGAUGCUGUAUGUCCACCCUUUCCAAGAGAAGGAAUGUGACUCCACUACACGCACCACGGUUUUCCUCUCUUUGAUCAAUGGUACUGCACCAGCUUGCAGUUCCCUGUCAGCAAGGCAGCUUUGCUUCACAGAAAUGGAUCUCUCCUUUCACAUCAAGGAGAAUAAACCACCUGGUGUAUUUCAUCAGCUCCAGUUACCCUCUGUUCGUCAUCUGUGUCAGAAUCUCAGCAUUUCCUACAAAUUGAUUGCAGCUGAAGGCGUUCCCUUCCGCUACAACGGGAACUCCACGGCCGUGUGGGUGACGCAGCGCCUGGACCGCGAGGAGCGGGAGCGCUACGAGCUCAUUGCCAAGUGCACCGUCAGGGAGGGGCUCCGGGAGAUGCAGGUGGAGGUGCCUUUCCUGGUCAACGUGUUGGAUGAAGAUGACUCUCCUCCCUUCCUUCCCAAUGGCACUGAUACUGCAGAGGCUGUCGUGGAGUUCAACAGGAAAGAGGGCACUGUUAUUUCCACGCUGACUGUGUACGAUGCAGACACCACACCUAUUUAUCCCCUUGAAAGCAGCAGGAAGAAAUACACAGGAACCAUCAUCACUGAUGAUCCCUGGAUAAGUGAAACAUUUCGUGUAGAGCACAUCUUUGAUGAAAUCCACUUCAGCCCAAAUGGCAGCCAAGUGAGGGGAACUCGGCACGAGUACAAACUGGUACUGAAUAAAAGCAUUUCAGUCACAGAGCAUCGUUCCUUCCAGCUGGAUGUUUUGGUGAAUGAUACAGAAUUUCAUGGCCCAGAAAGAUCAGUGAUACUUCAUUUCAAUGUCUCCAUCCUCCCUGUCAGCAUUCAGUUUUCAAACAUAACUUACCAGUUCACAGUGAACAGAAAUGCUGAACGCUUUGCACAGAUAGGAAAGAUCUGCAUUGAAAACUGCAUGAAAUUCCGUGGUGUGAACAUCACCUACAAGCUACUGUCCCCCAAUGCCAGCUGCUACCCUGUCAGCAUCCAGCAGGGCCGAGAAGACAAGUAUGGGAGUCUCUAUGUGAACGAUUCCUCUGCGCUGCGCAGACCGGAGUGCAAGGAAAUACAGUACACUGUGCAAGCCACCGACAAGCAGAGCAGGAAACACACCAAAACCCUCCUCACUGUUGUCCUGGAAGGGACUCUUUUAAAAAAAGAAGAGGACUGCCCUGACUCUUGUGCUAUAAGUAAGCACCGUGGUGAAUGUGAAGAGUGUGGUGGCCUGGGAGUGUUAACAGGAAGAUGCCAGUGGAGACAGGGGAGUGGGAAAGGGAUCACCACAAACUAUUCCACGUGCACCCCGAGCAUCAAGACUUGUCCGGACGGCGUCUGCGAUGCGGUGGAGGGCAGAGACCCGGCCGUGUGCCCCCAGGACUGCACAAGUGGAAACAUUAUUGGUGGCCAUGGGAAGGGCAUUGGAAAUCUUGGAAUUAAGUCAGGACAUGGGAUUUGUUACUGCUUCCCAAGACAGAACUGUUACUGUGAGAAGGAUGAUAUCAAAGAGCAACUGUGUGAUGACCUGUGCAAGACUGUGAUCACGGGGGCAGUGGUGCUGUGCUUUGUCAUGUCGGUGCUGGUUUCCUACUACUGCAUCCACCGGUACCACAAGAACGCCCCGAAGGCGCCCAUCGCCUCUGCGGAAAUGACCUUCCGGCGCCCGGCGCAGUCCUACCCCAUCAGCUACUCCUCCAGCAACGUCCGCCGCCCCUCCCUGGACUCCAUGGAGAACCAGGUCUCUGUGGACACCUUCAAAAUACCUGAAGAUCCAAAGUGGGAAUUCCCUCGGAAGAACCUAGUUCUGGGCAAGACUCUUGGAGAAGGAGAGUUCGGAAAGGUUGUCAAGGCGACAGCGUUCCGACUCAAGGGGAGAGCUGGCUAUACCACGGUGGCAGUGAAAAUGUUAAAAGAAAAUGCUUCCCAGAGUGAGCUACGAGAUCUCCUGUCAGAGUUCAACCUUCUGAAACAAGUCAACCAUCCUCAUGUCAUCAAACUUUAUGGAGCCUGCAGUCAAGAUGGCCCACUGUAUUUAAUUGUGGAAUACGCCAAGUACGGCUCCUUGCGCAGUUUCCUCAGGGAAAGCCGGAAGGUGGGCCCGAGCUACAUGGGCAGUGAUGGCAACAGGAAUUCCAGUUACCUGGAUAACCCCGAUGAGAGAGCCCUGACCAUGGGAGAUCUGAUCUCGUUUGCGUGGCAGAUCUCCCGAGGGAUGCAGUACCUUGCCGAGAUGAAGCUUGUGCAUCGGGAUCUAGCAGCCAGGAAUGUGCUGGUGGCAGAAGGGCGCAAAAUGAAGAUUUCUGACUUUGGCCUCUCACGUGAUGUAUAUGAAGAGGAUUCGUAUGUAAAGAGGAGCAAGGGUCGAAUCCCUGUGAAGUGGAUGGCCAUAGAGUCACUAUUUGACCAUAUCUACACAACACAAAGUGAUGUAUGGUCAUUUGGAGUUCUGCUGUGGGAGAUUGUUACUUUAGGAGGCAAUCCUUACCCUGGUAUUGCUCCUGAAAGACUCUUUAACCUCCUAAAAACAGGCUAUAGAAUGGAGAGACCAGAAAACUGCAGUGAGGAAAUGUACAACCUCAUGUUGCGCUGUUGGAAGCAAGAACCUGAUAAAAGACCAACAUUUACUGAGAUCAGCAAGGAACUAGAGAAGAUGAUGGUGAAGAGUAGGGACUACUUAGACCUUGCAGCUUCCACACCCUCUGACUCCUUACUGUACGAUGAUGGGCUCUCAGAAGAGGAGACACCUCUCGUGGACUGUAAUAAUGCUCCCCUCCCUCGAACCCUCCCUUCCACAUGGAUUGAAAACAAACUCUAUGGUAGAAUUUCACAUGCAUUUACUAGAUUCUAGCAACACACACAAAAAAAGUUGAUUUUUCUUCUGCACUGUUCUCAGACUCUGUAACCCCAUUACAGUGUUUCUUGUCUGAAUGAAGCCAAUCAAAAUUUGCUUGGAAGCUUCUUUUGGGUUUUUUUGUUUGUUUGUUUGUUUGUUUGUUUUUUCUUUUGGUAAAUGUCAAAGUUUGCAUCAGGACCAUCCUUUAGUCAUUUUGCAGCUGUGUCUAAAAUAAACAUUUUAAAAGGAUGUGAAAAUAAGUAAAAUGACUAGAUAUCAUACAAUAAAAGCAAAAAAAGAUCAGGGAAGUAUUCUCAGGGGAAAUAUAAAAUGCUAAUGAGUAUCUAAUUCAACUAUCCUGUUGGGGGAGGCUACAACAUUUAAAAUAUGUUAGAUUCUGCACCUCUAAUUUAAGCAAUAGACUUUUUUUUUUUUUUUAAAUACUGUUUUUUUGCCAUAACUUAGUGAUAGGACUCAUCUGCAACAUUUUUCAUUUAUUAAGAAGGAUGUCUAAAUUUCAGCUGCUAUUAGUACAUUUUGGAUCUAUAAGCUGAAAUGUAUUUAAUGUAUCAUAGGAUGAAAACAGAUUAUUAUAUACAGAAGGUAGAAAUACUGUAUAUAAAUAUUAUAUACAGACUAAACUGACAUGUAAAAUCCUUUGAAAACUUAAUUAACAGUGGGCAUUUUGAAAAUAUCAGCUGUUUUCACGUCCUUUGAUUUGUUAUGAACAUGUUAGUACUAAACCUUGAUUGAAUGAUGUAGCAAAUGUUUUUAAAAAGAACAUAUGCUUUCAUAUUGUGAUGGUGAGAUGGACAGUAAAAAUGGUUCUUGCCAAAACUCCUAUAUUUUGUCUUCUGAUUAAAUAUUCUACAUGGUUUUAGAUACUUACUAACAUCACAGAUACUUUUUUCAUUCUUCAUGCAGUAUGACUUUUGAAAAGUUGGAUCUUUUAGUUUAAAAGUUGCCAUUAAUACAUGGCUUUGGGUCUAUUUUUGAUCUAUACCUUAGUUAUUAUUUUAUUCAUUAGGUUUUCUCAACUCAUGUUGAUUUUGGGGCAAUUAGUGGUUAGAUUGUUAAAAGAAUGAAGUAGCAGAAAAAAGUUGCCACGAGGUUGAUGGCAGAUGCUGAAUGCUUAAUAAGCAACAGAAUCAGAUUUCUGUUUUUGAAAAUCUCGACCCUGCUUUGGUUCUGUGCUUGCACAGCUUAAUCAACAUGGUGCUAAGCACUCUGCAUCCAUUUUGGUGAUCACUUGUGCCUAGACACAGAAAGAGUUACUGCACUCAGUGUGAAUAAUUACAGACCUGAAAUACAAUUUUAAAUGCUGAAUCAGGACAGGAGUGCUCAGCACUUUGUUGGACUUUACUCAGUUGUGCUCCUGGGAUUUCCUGAAAUUAAGUAGGGGAUCCCUGGUAGGGGUGUGGAAGUGUCCCCAGAACCUCACUGAAGCCAAAGGAAAAGCGCCCAUUUAAGUAAAUCAUUGAAAUUAUUUACUUCUAUCAUUGAAAUGGACUUUGGAUCCUGUCCCAGAUGGAUUUGUUAAUUCUUGGAGCAUUUCCUGUACAGCAAGAACUUCUCUUGCAAAGCAAUAUAUUGCUACAUGAUUGCUAAAAUAUAAAAGUAUGCAAAGUUGGAGGCUUAUGAGAAGAACAAUUCUUAGCUUUUUACUAUGCACAUGUGCAUGCAUGCACACAAUUUUUUAUUGAGUAAGCACUUUAAUUUAUCCAGGGUUUUUUGUCUGCAUCUCAAUUUCUGCUUCAGGGAUUUCAAAACAUCAUUUAUAUGAAUUGAUUUGGGACAAAAUCCAGUGGACUGGCUUAAAGUAUUGAAGGGAGUUUUGCCAAGGGCCUUACUGUCUGCACAUGAAGUUAUGGUUCUUCAGUGCAGAAAAAAUUAUCUGUUUUCAUUUUUAGGCAUGUCAUACCCGAACUGGCCUGAGGAGAGCCCCGUUCCACUCACAAGAUUCGAUGGCACUAACUCUGUGUUUUCAAGAUAUGCAAAUGAUAGUGUAUAUGCUAACUGGAUGGUUUCACACUCAGCGGCAAAAUUUAUGGACAAGUUUGAUAGCUAAAAUUAUCUUUGUGAAAGGUAAUGGACUCCUGAGGAAAACAAGGAGGCAAAGAGUGAGAAGUCCAUUGGCUCGUUCUUUGUUCAGUCAACAACUAACUUUUAAAUUGGCAAAUCCCUUUAUUGGUAGUUUUUAAAGUAUGUUAUUGAUGCUGAAGACAAUUGGUACUCUCCCCUCUCAGAAAACAUAUCAAGCUGGAUAAGAGUUGUAGUUCUGGUACUUCUUUCUAAGUUGCCAGUUUGCAUAUGGUUCCAUUUGGCAACUUCUUAGUGCAAAUGGCCUUGCACUUCAUCCUCGAUGAUUUUUAAGACUAACCAUCCUAUGUUACAACAUUCUGGGAUGGUAAAAUGUACUUGAACUGCUACUUUUAUAGUGGCUGUUAGCAUACAACCACUUGAUCUAAGCAGGAAGCACAAACAAUAAAGAGAAGGGAGGAGGGAAACAGGCUCCCAGAUUACUGAGCUUGCUAUCAAAUGACAAGUGUUAGAAUGAUGUUGGCAAAGCCAAUAUCUUGGUUUGGAAGCAAACAUUUAGUAACUCAAUAGAGGACUUGAGAUUCAACAUUUGAAGUCUUGUAAAAUGUAUUGUCUUGUCUUAAUGAGAAGAGAAUUUGUUUUAUUAGUCUUAACUUCUCUUACCUUUAGCACAAUGGAGAUAAAUUUGAUACAAGAUAAGCUGUAUAGACUGAUGGCAAUCAAGAGUGUUCAUCUGACACUUUUACUUUUCAUCACCGACAUACUAGUAAUGUUAAAACAUACAGUCUUGUACUAUCAUGUUUCUUUUAUGAGUUAAAAAUAGGCUAUAAAGGAUUUUUAGACUGAAUUCAUAGAAUAGAAUAGAAUACAUCAAUACAUCAUAGAAUGGUUUGUGUUGGAAGGGAACUUGGAGGUCAUCUAGUUCCAACUCCCUGCUCUCUGCCUGCUCCUCCAUUGUGGGGAAGGACACCUUCCACUAAAUCAGGUUGCUCAAAUUCUCAUCCAGCCUGGACUUGAACACUGCCAGGGAUAAGGUAUCCACAACUUCCCUGGGCAACAUGUUCCAGUACCUCACCACCUUCACAGUAAAGGAUUUCUUCUUAGUAUCUAACCUCAAUCUGCCUUCUUUCAAUUUAAAGCCAUUCCCCUUAUCCUAACAUUACAUGCCCCUGUAAAAAACUCCCUGCCCAGCAUUCCUGUAGGCUCCCUUUAGGUACUGAAAGGCUGCUCUAAGGUCUCCCCAGAGCCUUCUCUUCUCCAGGCUGAACAUCUCAAAUUCUCUCAGCUUGUCUUUGUAGGAGAGGUGUUCAGCCCUCUGAUGGUCUUUGUGACCCUUGUCUGGACUCUCUCCAACUGGUCCAUGAAUUCCUUAUGCUGGGGGCUGCAGUGCUGAUGCAGCACUCUGGGUUGGGUCUCACAAGAAUAGAGUAGAUGGGGAGAAACCACUCCUUGACCUGCUGCCCAGGCUGCUUUUGAUGUAGCCUUGGCUUGCUGGGCUGUAAAAACACAUUGCCUGGUCAUACUGAGCAUCUCAUCAAUCAAAACCCCCAAGUCCUUUUCCCCAGGGCUGCUCUCAAUCCUUUUGCAAUCCCACCCAGCCUGUGUUUGUGCUGGGAUUGCCCUGACCCAGAUGCAGGACCUUGUCCUGCCUUGUUGAAGUUCAUGAGGUUUGUGUGGGCCCACCUCUCAAGCCUUUCAAGGUUCCUGUGGAUGGCAUCCCUUCUCUCCAGUGUCUCAGCAGCACCACACAGCUUGGUACCAUUGAAAACUUGCCGAGGGUGCCUCAAUCCUGCUCUCAGUGCGCCGACAAAGGUGUCAAACAGUGCCAGUCCCGGUACCGACCCCUGAGGAGCAGCACUGGUCUCCACUUGGACAUCGAGCUGUUGACAGCGACUGAGUGUGACCAUCCAGCCAAUUCAUUAUCCACUGCAUGUUCCAUCCAUCAAAUCCAUGCCUCUCCCAUUUCAAGACAAGGAUGUCAUGUAAGACACUGUUGAAUGCUCUGCACAAGUCCAGGUACAUGGCAUCAAUUGCUCUUAUCCACCAGCACUGUAAUCCUGUCAUAGAAGGAUAUUUUUAGGAUUUGCCCUUAGUGAUGCCAUGUGGGCUGCCACCAAUCACCCUGUUAUCCAUAUUUUUUCAUCAGGUUCCAUGGACUUGUGGAUCCUCAGGUUCCUUAGCUGGUUCAGAACCUGCUCUUCCCCUAUGGUGGGUGGUUCUUUAUUGUUGCCACCUCAGCAAAGGGGCUCGUGCAAACUUGGGCCUCAGUGGCUGAAGAAUUUGCUGGCAAAAAUGUCAUUGAGUACCUCAGCCUUCUCCAUGUCCCAGGUCUCCCAUUUUUUUCCAGAGAAGGCUCACAUUUUCACCAAUGUACCUGUGGAAUCUUUUUUUUUUUGUUGCCCUUGAUGUCCCUGGCCAGAUAGAAUUCUAUCAGGGCUUUAGCCUUCCUAAUCUGAUCCCUGUUUGCUUAGACAAUUCCUCUGUAUUCCUCUCAGGCUAUCUGUCCUUCCUUUCACCCUUUUUCUUUGGGGGAAGCAUAGACUUCCUUUUUGUGUUUGAGUUUGUACAGGAGCUCCUUGUUCAUCCAUGCAGGUCUCCUGACAUUCUUUGCAAUGCUCCUCAGCUUGCAAGAGGUGAUCCUUGAACAUUAACCAGCUUCCUUGGGUCACUUUAUCCCAUGGUACUCUACCCAGAAGAUCCCUGAAGAGGCCAAGGUGUGCCCUCCUGAUGUCCAGGUUAGUGAGCUUGUUGUGUGCCUCCUUGCUGAGGAUCUUGAAGGCCACCUUUUCAUGGUCACUGCAGCCAAGGCUGCCCUUGAGAUUCACAUUCCCCACCAGCCUCUCCUUGUUGGAAAGAACAAUGUCCAGCAUAGCAACUCUCCUUGUUUACCUCUCUGUCACUUGGAGAAGCAAGUUAUCCAAGUAUUCCAAGAAUCCCCUGGAUUGCUCAUGCCAUGCUGUGUUGUCCCUCCAAUGGAUAUUGGGUUGUUGAAAUCCCCCAUGAGAACCAGGGCUUGUGAAUGUGAGGCAGCUCCUGUCUGUCUGUAGAGGGUCUCAUCUGCUUGGGUUUCAUCUCCUGGUUGGGUAGCCUUAAACCCCCACUAUACUGUCACUUGUCCUUGCCCUGCCAUUAAUCCUGGCCUAUAAACUCCUCAUCCAGCCCCAGUACAGCUCCAAACACUCCAUGUGGUCAUGGACAUAGAGGGAAACACCUGUUUCUCCUGUUCCCUGCCUGUCCUUCCCAAAGGGCCUGUAUCCUUCCACUCCAACACUCCAGUCAUAGGAGCCAUCCUACCACAUACCUGAUGCCAGUAAGAUCACAGCCCCGCAGGUGUGCACAGUCUCCUACUGCUCUUGCUUAUCCCUCAUGCUACGUGCAUUUGCAUAAAGGCGUUUAAGUUGGGCCCCUGAUGGAGCAGACUUGCUGCCAGCAUUGGCUGGAAUUCCAUUAAGCAGCAUUUGAAGUUCUCUCCUGCUGAUUUGCAAUCCCUCUCCGGGCUCUGGGCAUCCCUUGCUGGUGCUGGCAUCAAACAAGUAGGAGUGGAAUGGAUUAUUCUCUCUCCCAGCAGCUUCAAUUUAAUGCCUUGUUCAGCAGCUUGGCAGGCCUGUGACCAGAGAUGCUCUGCCCAUCCCCUGGCACAUGGGUCCCCAUCAGACUCCAUCCACCCAGGUUUUCAGCGUGAGUCCCCAGGAGCAGCCAGACCCCUGGCUGUGGCACUAGACCCCCUAACCAUUUGCUGAUUUGCCAGAUUCACCUGGCCCUUUCAAUGCCCUUCCCUUUGACAGGGUGGACUGAAGAAAAAGCUGCCAACACUUGAGUCCCUCACCACCAGUCCUAGGGAUCUGUAAUGUCUGUGGUCCUCCUCAGACCAUUCCUGGCUGUAUCCCUGGUGCACACGUGAAACAGCAGCAGAUGAUGGUCAGGAGGCUGUGAGGCUUGGUAGAGGCUCUGGCCUGACAUCCCUGCUGCAGCUCUCUGAUCAUCAUUCAGGUUGAUGGGUGGGUCCCUCUGUGCCUCUCAGAGGAGAGUUCCCUGCCUCUCUCACGUGUCACCUUUGCUAGUUGUGCUGGUGGUUAUGCAGGGAGCAGAUGGGACUGCCUUGCUCAGCUCCAGCCUCGCUCCUGAUGUGAUGGGUCGUCCCUCUCCACUCUUCAGAGUGCUGAACUGGUUCUGCAGGGGCACCUUAGGCUUCAGGGAAGUCCCUUCCUCUUGGUCCUUGUCAUUUCAAGUGUCCAUUCUUCUGCCUUACUGACACCCCUCCUCCCUUCUGUGUGUGCAUGGUGGGGGAAUUUUUGCCUCUUUGGCUGUGGGUUUACUGCAGGCUGCCCUUGGAACCAGGCAUCCAGCUCCUUCACAGCCUGAAGUUAUGUAGCCUUCUCACCCCCUCCUGCAGCUCUGCCACAGGAUGUCCUCUGCCUCAGCACACCUUUUGCAGAUAUUCAAGUACAGAGAUUUUGUUUGCAGUCUUGUUAAGUGGGUUGGAGACCUCCUCUUAGCUCCAAAUUGCAUAUACUGCCUUGCACAGGACACUGCCACAACCUAAUUCCAAAUAAACCUGUUACCUUGAAAGUAACAAAUAAAAAACAGUGGCACAGCAAAAUCGGUCUAAAACUCUGCUGUUGAAACUACACAAGGAAAAUGUCACUGGAAUUUGUUAAGGUGAAAUACAAGAAUGUUGUCCUUACAAAAGUGACUUAAUAUUUGGGAGAACAAUCAGCCUAUGAGUCAUGUUCUAUGUGGAAGAGUAAAUGAUCAGCACUACUUUUGUCUUUAUUUGUAAUCUACCAUGGUUAAGGGUAACCUUUCAUUUGCUACAAAUGUUGGGAUGUAAAUCCUGAGUGACUCGUUGUUAGCGUCGUGAUGGUUAUUCUAAACAAUCCAAUUCUACCAAAGCUUGCUCCUGUCACUAACAGUCCAAUUUAGAUGUUUCAGAUCUGUUUUCAGAUGUUGUUUUGUGUAUCAACUUUAUGUUUCCAUUAAAGUCUGUGAUUUCAGAAA